This is a messenger RNA of Eremothecium gossypii ATCC 10895, 2115 nucleotides long. Its product is annotated as AAR007Wp. NCBI's taxonomy places the organism in Eukaryota, Fungi, Ascomycota, Saccharomycetes, Saccharomycetales, Saccharomycetaceae. The transcript has a single exon. The coding region runs from base 1 to 2115 and encodes 704 amino acids. The record is from RefSeq and is marked provisional.
AUGGCGAUCUCAGCCAUCGCUAAGGACAUCACUCGGUUUACGCUGCAGAACGUGAACGAUGUAAUAUCCUUCAAGCCGCACCUCUGCCACGAGGUGCCCGCGCGCCACUACGACAUGCUGCGCCAAGAGUACAUUUCCUACACUGGCACGUCCAUUAGGAAAAACAAGUGCAAGCUGUUUUACCUGCCCACGAACGUUUCGGACGAACUGCACAUAAUGAAGCAGCUGUCUCCGGACAUAGGGAUGGGGUCGGGCCACGGAGGUGCUGUGCAAGAGCAUUGCGGCGUAAAAAUGGAGAACAAUGGGGCAUGGGCGCCAGAGAAAAACGGAGGCUAUGGGGGGAACAGCCGUACAGUGUACUACAAGAAAAGGUUAAUUACGGAGUUGGACUACGAGAACGUGAAGCGCGUGGAGAAGGCGUGCAUGCUGAUAGCGUAUGCUGCUGUAAACCAGUGCCUGCAUAUAGAGACAUCUGAUGGCAAAAGCAGCGGGGGGCUUCCUUAUAGCCGCAGUGCGGGCGACGAUGACGACGAGGAGCGCGACCACGGCCCAGGUUCCGGAGAGGAGUACUGCGAGGAGUGCGCCCGUAAGUCAUUGGAGCGCGGGGAAAUGCUCGGGUUCCGGGAGCUAGGGUACCUGAUCAAUAUCACGCCGUGGCACUUCCACCGGGUGUUCAAGGUGCUGGCGGGGCUGACGAUCCGGGAGUACGGCCAGCUGUGCUGCGACUUCCUGAAGGGCCAGGAGGACGUUCUGUUCCGCGUGAGGGACCGUGUGACGCUCUUGCGCGAGUGCGGCCACAGCUUUUCCUGUCUAGACGACGAAGAGUUUAUGGGCGAGGACGUGUCUGCGAUCACGAGCCUUGACUGCGGCUCGCUGGAGGACGAGAGCGAAGAGGCGAGCGUGGUUGUGCUUCCGGACUACUUCAUCGACCCCAACAAGAGCAAGGAACUCAAAAAGAAGCUGAAGGAGCAGAAGUCCAACGGUACUACCAGUGACCAUGGGAACCGAAUCGAGCUGCGCAAGCGAAGGUACAGUCUCAUGUCUCACCGCAUCAUGAAGGCGUCUGCGUCCAGCAUAAAGAACAACCCCACCAUAAUGGACUGCCUUGAGAACUGCACGAUUACGCGUGACGAAUACGAACGUCGGCAGAGCCAACGAUACCUGCAGCGCAGCAAGCUGAAGAAGCGCGGCAAGAAACCCACACAGCUGGCGGCCGUGAGGAAGCCGCCCUACCAUCGCAGGACAAGCAGCGAGUCGCAUGGCAUACUCAAGAAUGCCGUGAUGGACCAGUCGACGGUAGCCGACAUGAUGGCCGCAGCGGAACAGGAGAGCCAGGAUUGCAUCUCCCACGAGGAGUCGCUUCCCAUAUUCCAGGGCCCGCCCUCCGGCCGCCAGCUGGACACAUCGUCUGCGUCCUCGACGUCUGCGUCCUCGUCUGCCCUGCCACCCAGCUACGACUACGACCAGGAUAGCCAAUCGCUUGGCCACUUCUCCAGCCCCACGCAGUCUGUUCUCGACUUCAAAUUCCCGCCCGCAAUGGCGACGGGGCAUCAGACCCCAGACCUCAACUCGGUGCUAAACAGCACCACGCCGGUCCCGCCCCAAACCGUCGCCAGCGCCGGCACCAGUGUCUCCAGUGGCGCCAGCUCUGCCCUUGCCGUAGGCGCAUCCGCCCCGGACCCCUUUGCCGGUGACUCCUACAAGUACAGUCUUGGCGUCGGGCUGUCCUCCAUGGGCACCUCGGACUCCGCCAUGCUGCCGGGCGCGGGCCCUGCGGCAGGCGGCAUGUUCUACGAUCCCUUGGUCAUGCCUACGUUCCCAGCUGCCGCCUCUGACUUCGACGCGGCCACCAUAGCGGCUGCUCCCGGCACUCCCUCGCAGGGCGGGCCAGCAAACUACAAUAUUUCUUCUAUGGUGUACUCAGGACUGCCACUGCAGCAGCAGCCCUCGCAGCAGCAACAGCAGCAGCUAUUUGACUUCGGUCCACUAUUCGGCGCCCCGGUGGCCUCGCAAGCUGCCCCGCCCUACACAGGCAACCCGCCCGCCCUGGGCACCAUGGAAUACCUGGUCUCUUCCUCGGGCGGCAUCUUCAAGGACGAUGAGGAUGGGCUCUAG